This is a messenger RNA of Athene cunicularia (burrowing owl), 2675 nucleotides long. RefSeq names its product olfactomedin like 1 (gene OLFML1). Lineage: Eukaryota; Metazoa; Chordata; Aves; Strigiformes; Strigidae. Gene Ontology annotation, biological process: signal transduction. The transcript is spliced from 3 exons. The record is from RefSeq and is a predicted model, not a curated record. Bases 318 to 1511 code for a protein of 397 amino acids.
GAACAUCUGGGAUUGAUCAUAGGAUCACAAACUGGAAAGCAGUCAUCUGGCUUCUACAAAUAAACACAUUCAGUUCCUCUUCCACAACAUUUUUUUUUUUAAAUGAAAAAACUGCAACAGCCAUUUUAAGGCUUUUUAAUACUUGCAGCCACAGUAUUUUUAACUUUUCAGUAAUUUUUAAUAUUACUUUUUCGCAUCACAGUAUCAGAUAAAUUUCGUUUAAUCCUGGACCGGCAGUAGUGCUUGGGAUUGUCCUCCACACAAGCACACACGCACAAUUAAUUUCCUACUAUUUCACUUCAAAAUUUUAUGAAACAAUGGUAGCCUUGCAACUCCGAUUUUUAUUAGUUCCAUUCCUCACAAGCGCCAUGGGAGCAGCACAAUAUAUGAUGCAGGACGCGGCACUGAUGAACUACAUUGACCGGCGUUUCCUAUCUUUAGAGAAGAGGCUGGAAAAAUGCAACCAAGACAUACUGGAUUAUGUGGAAGAAUUCCGAGACUUUUCACAGAUGGUACUGUCCCGCCUGGCAGGACUGAACAGUUAUAAGGCUGAGGUUAAAAAUGAAGUAGAGAAUUUGCUAACAAGGAUUGAACGAGCACAAAGGGACAUUGACUAUUUUGGAUCUGUCACAGAUUCUAAUACAUGUAUAGAAGUACAUGAAGACCUGGUGAAACAGCAGCUACUUGAAGAAGCAGAAGAAAAAAAGAAACUUAAACUCAUGCUUAAUGCAAGUUGUGACCACAUGCUUGCAGGUAUUAAGUCCCUAAAGAUAGUUAAGAAGACUGGAGAUAAGCAUGGCUCUUGGAUGAAAGAUCCUGGCAAAAAGCAUACAAAGAUUUAUUUAUUAAAUGGUUCUGUAAAUAAUGUUAUUUUGGAAUUUGAAAACAUCAUGACAUUCAUGGAAGACAAUCAUACACUAAAAGCUCGCCGAGUCACCUUGCCAUCUCCCUGGGAGGGAACUGGCCACAUCAUAUAUCAGGGUUUCUUGUUCUAUCACAGAUAUGGCUCUCUAAAUGAGAUAAUUAAAUUCAAUAUCCCGAAAAGAAAGAUAACUGACCAAAUGCUACUGCCGGGGGCUGGAAGGGUUCCUGCCUAUCAGCUUUCUCCAUCUACAAAGAUAGAUCUUGCUAUCGAUGAGCAAGGGCUGUGGGCAAUCCAUGCAGAACCAGAGACUGGAGGAAACAUUGUCAUUACUAAAAUCAACCACAUAACCAUGGCAGUGGAGCACGCUUGGGACACAUCAUGCAGCAGCAAGGAUGCCGAGGCGGCUUUCAUGGCAUGCAACAUGCUCUAUGUUGUCUACAACUUCCCUAGCGGAGGCACCUCCCGCAUACAAUGUGUUUAUGACGUUUUGGCUGCUGUAAAUACUUAUGAAAUCCCAGUAUUACAUUUCCCCAAACGUCAAGGUAGCCAUUCCACUAUACAUUACAAUCCCAAAGAAAAGCAACUCUUCGCUUGGGGUGACGGAUCUCAGAUCAUUUACAAGCUUCACACAAAGCCAAAAGUUUAGAAUCUUCAGCAACUUUUCACAUACACUUAAAAUCUAGCAGGGCAAUGUCAACGCGGUCAUUGCAGUGUAGUAAAAUUACAUUAUUCCCAGCUAUUACAACUUUCAUCUCUUUUACAUAAAUUUAGGUUUACAUACUCCACUGAUCUUAAGCUCAUGUCCAAUUAAGACUAUGUAAAGACUCCAUUAAUAUAAAUUACAUGAUGACUAAAUACCACACAUGUGCAACCCCACACACACAAAUUAGUCUUAAAGACUAAGGUUAAUUAAAAACCACAAUAAUCCAUCUCUGACAUAUUCUCUCCCUAUCAAAUCUAGGCAUUCUGGUUCAGUGCCACGGAAAUCAAAUCAGAAGUCCCUCCUGUCCAAUCCACAUUAUCUGACAACCUUCACCACCCUGAAGCUCGCUGCAGGAAGCCUUCUUGUAAGCACUAUAAAGUCACACGCUUCCAGAGAAAUUAUCUAUCAACUUUUAACAGGUUUAUUAUAUCACAAAGCAUAACAGUAUACAUCCUCACAAACAUGGUUUAUUUUUAACAUAUAGUUCCUGUACAUUCCAUCAAGGCUAUUCCUAAUCACUGAACUUUUAGACUAUUUCCACGAAAUUUCCACAUUUUUGUUAUGCAUAUAGCCGUACAAUUCACUUGUGAUCCUGCUAAUAUGUUAGCUGCAGCUAAAUAUUCACUCUUAUCAGCUUCAAUUUGCCACCUUCCAUUUUUUUUUCAGCAUAUCACUGCCUGUGUGUCAGAAGGAAUGUUCCUAGAUGAUCUGUUCUGGAUCAGACACUAUUUUAAAAUGUUUUCCGUAUCACCCUUGGUUUCCUUUCUUAUUAGGCCUCUUUCAGCAUCUAGUUGCGAGGCAUUUUCUCAGUACUUCAAGUCACUUCCAUGGCAGAACCUUGCUCGUCCUGUCCUCUGACUCCAUCAAAAUAUCUGUCCAGAAAAGGUGGCCCUGAUGUGCACAAGAGUGCAAGUGAGGGCAUGCCACUGGUCAGUCCUGGGUUUGUGAGGAACAGAUACACUCCAGGUAAAUACAAACACAUUUUUGUUUUGAAAAUAGUAUUAGAAAACCCCAAACAAACCCUUUUACUUGUGAAACACUGGUACUGGCUGUAAUUUUUUGGAUUUUAAUGACAGAUGCAUUUCUGUUUAAUAUCAACAACAAAAA